This is a messenger RNA of Lodderomyces jiufengensis, 987 nucleotides long. Its product is annotated as U1 snRNP complex subunit. Gene Ontology annotation, cellular component: U2-type prespliceosome; U1 snRNP; precatalytic spliceosome. The coding region runs from base 1 to 987 and encodes 328 amino acids. NCBI's taxonomy places the organism in Eukaryota, Fungi, Ascomycota, Pichiomycetes, Serinales, Debaryomycetaceae. Gene Ontology annotation, biological process: mRNA splicing, via spliceosome. The record is from RefSeq and is a predicted model, not a curated record. Gene Ontology annotation, molecular function: U1 snRNA binding; mRNA binding. The transcript is spliced from 2 exons.
AUGACUGAUGAAUCAGAUAAAUACCCACCAAAUAUUCAAAAACUAUUUCAACCAAAACCACCAUUUAAAUAUGUUGAAUCAAUAGAUUAUCCACCAGAAAAAAGAUCAACAACUUCAAUAACGCCUAUUUCAAAUUACAAAUCAUUAAUAUCAAAUUAUAUAACCAAGAACCUACCGAAAAAAGAAUCCAAAAUCAAGAAACAACCAUUGACUAAACAUCAACAAAAUUUACAGAAUGCAUCACUAAAAAAAUUAAAGCAAAAGGAAUCAUUUGAAAGACAACUAAAAGAUUGGAAUGACCCUGAAUUAUUUGCCAAAAAUGAAAAAGAUGUAAUGAAAGAUCCUUAUAAAACUGUAUUUAUUGCAAGAUUAGAUUAUGAUUUAACAGAAAUUGAAAUUUCACAAUAUUUUCAAAAAUUUGGAGUAAUUGAAUCAAUAAGUUUAAUUAAAGAUAAAGAUGGAAAAUCAAGAGGUUAUGGGUUCAUAGUUUACGAAAGAGAUUCAGAUGCUCAAACUUGUGUUUCGACAUUAUCAAGAACAGGUGUUAAAUUAAAAAAUAAAACUAUAUUAGUGGAUAUUGAAAGAAGUAGAAUUUGGAGAAACUGGAAACCGAGAAGGUUAGGUGGUGGUGAAGGUGGUAGAAAUUAUAUAAAAGAAGGUAAAGUAGCUUCAGUUGCUGCUAGUGGUAGAAGAUUACAUAUCGCAAAUAACUCAAGUCAUCAAAGAGAUCUUUAUCAACAACAACAACAACCACCAGUUCAUAUACCUCGUCAACCUGCAUCACAUAAUACUUCAACUAAUGGGUUUUCUCAUCAACAUAAUCCUCAUAAAUCAGCGUUUCCAAUAAAUGAAGAUAAUAAGGUAUCAAUUAAAGAUAAAUAUGCUAGAUAUUCCUCAACACCUGAACAUCAACAACCAUCAUAUAAACCUGCAUAUCAACCAACUUCCGGAUCAAGAUCAAUACGUAGUAUUAGGCAACGUGAUUGA